Molecule: messenger RNA, 3047 nt
Organism: Asterias rubens (European starfish)
Lineage: Eukaryota; Metazoa; Echinodermata; Asteroidea; Forcipulatida; Asteriidae
Product: integrin beta-1-like
Exons: 24
Coding region: 421-2907 (828 amino acids)
Biological process (GO): integrin-mediated signaling pathway; cell-matrix adhesion; cell migration
Cellular component (GO): cell surface; integrin complex; focal adhesion
Molecular function (GO): integrin binding
Source: RefSeq, a predicted model, not a curated record
AGACCUUUAUGGUGGUAUCCGACCACUGCGGAUUCAAUCACGCUGGGUUUGUGUGGAAAUGGAAAAAAAACGAUUUCCUGUGAAACUGGAACAGGAUUUGUGUUACCAUAAAGGCGUAGCUCCCAAGUUGAACGGACGAAUAUUCUGUAUCCAGACAAACAUUAACAACGAUCUGUUAAGUCAUUAAAUAAUAUUGCGAUUAUGGUGUGUGCCUGAAUUGUCCAAGAAUCCUCUAGAAGGACCGAGUAAUCCGGGAGGAAUAUCAACGGGUGGAUGAGACGACGAAGCCCGGGAGGUGACUGCUGAACGGCACGGUGCUUUCUCGUUAUUACGGAAUUAUACUUCAGCCGAAUCAUAGUGACUGUGUGCAAGAAUUUUUACGCUUAUAAGUCAACUAUAUCGAAGUUUCGAGUCCUAAAUAUGGGUGGCCAUACUCGGCAAAGACAACAUCGGUUUUCCGCUGUUGUAGUUCUCGUUCUUCUAUCUACACAGUGUUGCUCACAGGUAACAGAAACAGUACUCAAAAAGCCGUCGGAAUUGGAAGAUAAUGUAUGCUCUGGAGGGAGGACUUGCGGGGACUGCACUGCCAUUGAUCCCACAUGUGGCUGGUGUGCACAACAGGGUUAUACUGAAGAUACCGGCUACCUAAGAUGUGAUCUUUUUCAGAACUUAAUCAACAAAACAUGCCUCAAUAUUACCUACCCAGUCAGCAGUGUUAGCAUAGAAGAGAACGAAGAGCUAAGAGAUGCAGAUCCAGUUCUAGGCGAUCCCAUCCAAGUUGCACCCCAGAAAAUCAGACUGAAACUACGACCUGGUCAAAGUGUUAAUCUGAGUGUAUCUGUGCGUCAAGCCAGGGAUUAUCCGUUGGACCUCUAUUACGUCAUGGAUUUAAGCAGGUCCAUGACGGAUGAUUUAGAAAACCUUAAGGAGUUAGCCAAGAUACUAGCACGGGAGAUAGGGGAAAUUACGAGAAAUUUUCGACUUGGUUUUGGCUCCUUCGUCGAGAAAGUGUUAUCACCCUUUGUAAAUACAUCCCCUAGUCGCCUUUUGGCACCGUGCCCAGGUUGCGAGCCGCCUUACAGCUUCAGAAACCAUCUUCCCUUGAACGUGAACACAACCUUGUUUUCGAAAAAUGUAAACGAGACCUCAAUCUCUGGAAAUCUGGAUGCUCCCGAGGCCGGACUGGACGCCCUUAUGCAGAUCACAGUAUGCAAAGAAUUUAUAGGUUGGCUGCCCAAAGCAAGACACAUCGUUGUUUUCCUUACGGACGCCGAGUUCCACGUUGCUGGCGACGGAAAGUUACUAGGGAUUGUGAAUCCAAAUGAUGGAGAAUGUCACCUGAAUAGUGAGACAGGCUUUAACGACAGGGCCAACGAUUUUGAUUAUCCGUCCGUUGGACAUUUGAACUUCCGCAUGAGAGAGCAGAAUGUUAUUCCUAUUUUCGCGGUAACACAGGACCAGUAUCGCAUUUACCAGGACCUCGCAAGUUCCAUCGAGGGAUCAACGGUUGGUGUCUUGGCCUCUGACUCGUCUAACGUGGUUGCUUUGAUCAAGGAAAAUUACGCUAAAAUCACCUCAAAGGUUCAAAUCUCCGACAAUGCUCCGGAAAACCUAGCCGUUACCUACACGUCUCGCUGUCUGAACGAGGCACCAAACCCCGGGUCGAAAGUCUGCCUUGGUCUCAAGCUAGGUGAGGUUGUCAGCUUUGACGUCACGGUGGAAGCUACCAGUUGCCAUGACAAUACCGAGCAAAGUUUCAACAUCGGACCGAUUGGUUUUGAAGAAGCUUUAGAGAUCUCAGUAGUAGUGACAUGCAGCUGUGAUUGUGAAGAUCAGUCGAUUCCCAACAGCGACUAUUGUUCCAAUGGAAACGGUACGUUGUCUUGCGGGCAGUGCGUGUGUGACGCAGGGCGUUACGGUAAACUCUGUGAGUGCAGCAGCGGUGAAGACACUGAGGUAUCGUUCAGAGACAAGUAUGAGAACGUGGCAUCGUGUAGAGCGAGCAGUAACUCGUCCAUUGCGUGUUCUGGACGAGGUGAAUGUAUAUGCGGGGAAUGUGCAUGCUUUGAAAGACCGGACAAGAAAGAGGUGAUAUCUGGACGGUUCUGUGAGUGUGAUAACUUCUCAUGUGAGCGGUACAAAGGGCAACUAUGUGGAGGGCCAGACCAAGGCCAGUGUGUAUGCGAUGAAAGGAGCAAACGCAGUGUUUGUAAAUGCAAACCAGGCUUCAGUGGUGACGCAUGCGACUGCUCCAUGUCAACCGCUGGAUGUGUGGCUUCAAACGGGCUGAUGUGUAACGCCAACGGGGUAUGUGAAUGCAACCGCUGCAAAUGCGAUGCAAACUCGCCAUUUAAAGGUUCCACAUGUGAAACAUGCAAGACCUGCAUCGGUAAAUGUUCUUCUUAUCGCCCCUGUGUGGAGUGUAAAAUCUUCGGUAGCGAUGUCAUCUCGCCGGAGGAAUGCGACAAGUGCACGGUGACCGUUGUCAUUGACAGCAAGCUGCCCAAUGCGAAUGUGUCCAAUCUAUGCGUGUUUCCCGGUGGCUUCACCAACUGUUCAACAUCCUACAAUUUUGUUUACGAGACCCUGGGCAACGGUACUGUGUUGGUCCACCUACAAGACCAACCAAGAGAGUGUGAUCCUAACGGUGGCGGGGACGGUAAAACACCCCUUGUGGUAGAGCCUACGUCAGUGGACAUUCUCAUCCUCGUUCUCAGCAUCGUGGGUGCCAUCGUUCUCAUAGGGAUAAUUCUCCUUAUCCUGUUGAGACUCGCUACGCAUCUGCACGACAAGAGAGAGUAUACACGGUUUAAGAAAGAGCAACAAUCGGCAGUCUGGGAUGAGACUCAAAAUCCAAUCUUCAAGCCCUCUACGUCGACUUUUGUCAACCCAGCCUAUGCAAAAUAAUGGAAGACAUCAAGGGAGGUCCCCGCACCGACAGGCUAAUGGAAUACACGUUCUUCCUGCCGCGGAUUUCACCAAACUCUUCCUAACUUAGGAUAAAUAUUAGAACUUAAUAGGACGAGUUAAGUUCCGUAUCCAAAGAC